Molecule: messenger RNA, 1326 nt
Organism: Kazachstania africana CBS 2517
Lineage: Eukaryota; Fungi; Ascomycota; Saccharomycetes; Saccharomycetales; Saccharomycetaceae
Gene: HRB1
Product: mRNA-binding protein
Exons: 2
Coding region: 1-1326 (441 amino acids)
Cellular component (GO): nucleus; ribonucleoprotein complex; cytoplasm
Molecular function (GO): mRNA binding
Source: RefSeq, a predicted model, not a curated record
AUGUCUGAUAUAGAAAGAGAUUCAGGACUUAAUAAUCAACGUAGUAGAUCAAGAUCUCCCGUACGUCGUCGUACGAGUGACGACCGUGGUCGUGGCUAUCGUGAUAGAGGUAAUAACAACUACCCUUCAAGACAACGGAAUGACUACAAUAGAGGGAGUAGAUACGAUACAGGAAGGUACGAUACAGGAAGAUACGACAAUCGCAAUAGAGAUUACGGUGCUCCUAGUCGCGGUCGCCCUGGGCCGCGUGAUAGAAGAACAACAAGAACUUUCAAUAAUAAAGGGGAUUAUGGUCCAAGGUUGGCAAGAGAAUUAGAUAGUUCAUACGAGGAAAAAGUCAAUAGAAAUUAUUCAAAUAGCAUUUUCGUGGGGAAUUUAACUUAUGAUUGUACUCCGGAUGAUUUAAGAGACUUCUUUUCUCAAAUUGGUGAAGUAGUACGUGCAGAUAUUAUUACUUCAAGGGGCCAUCACAGAGGCAUGGGUACUGUCGAAUUUACUAAUAAUGAUGAUGUUACCGAAGCUAUUCGUCAAUAUGAUGGUUCCGAUUUCAUGGAACGUCAAAUUUUCGUAAGACAAGAUAAUCCACCUCCAGAGAGUCGCCGUGAGAGAGUUCCACCUUCUAACGAUCAUCGUGACAGGUACGCUGCUUCAAAUGAUCGUCAUAGCCGACCUUAUGACAGAGCUUCAUCUAGAAAUACACCAUCAGAUGGUAACUAUGAUGGUUUCGAAAUAUUUGUAGCUAAUUUACCAUUUUCUGUCAAUUGGCAGGCUCUAAAAGACAUGUUCAAACCAUGUGGUAACGUUCUCCGUGCAGAUGUAGAAUUAGAUCAUGUGGGACGCUCAAGAGGAUUUGGUACAGUUUUAUUUAGCAAUCAAGAAGACAUGAGAAGAGCAAUUGAUGAUUAUAACGGUUAUGAAAUAGAAGGAAGAAGAUUAGAUGUAAGGGAAGGUUACAGAAAUUCUCGUAAUGGGAAUAGAAAUGGUGCAGAUGAAACUAAUAAGGAUAGCAACGAAACAGAAGCUCAAGCCCAAUCUAAUUCAACUGUCGACUUCACAGAAGGCUACAUUAGUGGUGAUGAACGUAAUAACUUCAUUUACUGCAGUAAUCUACCUUUCUCAACAGAUAGAAGCGAUUUAUAUGAUUUGUUUGAAACUAUUGGAAAGGUCAUCAAUGCUGAAUUGAGAUAUGACUCUGCCAAUCAACCAACUGGUGUCGCAGUGAUAGAAUAUGAAAAUAUUGAAGAUGCAGAUGUUUGUAUUGAAAGAUUGAACAAUUAUAACUAUGGUGGCUGUGAUUUAGUCAUUUCCUAUGCAAAGAAAGAAUAA